Molecule: messenger RNA, 1846 nt
Organism: Annulohypoxylon maeteangense
Lineage: Eukaryota; Fungi; Ascomycota; Sordariomycetes; Xylariales; Hypoxylaceae
Product: alpha/beta-hydrolase
Exons: 4
Coding region: 546-1562 (338 amino acids)
Source: RefSeq, a predicted model, not a curated record
GGUGUGCCUAGAUAAUUAGUGAGAUCGUCACGUAGCUUGAAGGUGUAGGUGUAGGUUUUCGGAUUCAAAUGAUGGAUAUUCUACCACUUUCAUUUCUCGACGCUGUGUAUAUUACCAGAGUAGGUAUUGACCAUUCAGAACCUAGGAGAUACGUUAGUUACUAAGCAUUGUCACUUGGCGGAUUCGUCUCACUCUUAAACAAUACCUGGGGUAUUAAGGAUUAAAUACGAAGAGCCAAGUUUUACACAACGCCGAUGUUUCGUAGGCUUCUUCCGUUAAAUUCCGGUACCCCGGACUAGGCUACCAUUAAGCUGCUUUCUGAUUGCAUUAGCACUAUAAAAUUCCAAAACGUACGAGCAACCUAGAGCUGAAUUGGCUAUAGGCUUCAGCUGAAGGAUGCUUAUACGAAUAGAACCACCAGAUUCAUCAUUUUAUAACUUAUAUGUAUAAGACACUAUCGUCUCACAGUCACUUCCUCGAAUAGUGUCUCACAUCUCGAGUUACUUUGAUUCGGAGUUCAUUUCCCUCGGAAUCAAUCAUCUGAAAUGGCGUUCCCAUCAGUAGAAGAAGUAUCCAAGAGCCCAGCAUUCCCCACAGCGAUCUGGAAACUCCAGCCGCACCGAAGUGGCCUCUUACCCGUCGCUGCUAGUCGAGGCGGGCCCCUGAAUAUCAGCUGGGAAGUCCACGGCGAUGGACCUAUCAAGCUUAUCCUCAUAGGAGGCAUCGGCCUCACGAAAGCGGACUGGCAACCGCAGACCCUGUACUUCGGCCACGAGCGCGGGGACAGGUACUCCGUGCUGAUCUUCGAUAACCGCGGCGCGGGCGCCUCCGAUAAGCCGGUGCUGCGGUACAGCACGUCGGAGAUGGCGCGCGAUUUGGUCGAGGUGCUGGAUCAUAUCGGCUGGACCGAAGAGCGCCAGCUUCAUGUCUCCGGCGGUAGUAUGGGCGGCAUGAUCGCCCAAGAACUCGCGGUCCUAGCCCCCCAACGCAUCGCCAGCCUAAACCUGCACAGCACAGCCGCGAAGAUCGAGGCCACGGGCUCGUUCACGGAAAUGACGGGCCGGCUCGGGACCCUGUUCCCCCGCAGUCUCGAAAGCGAGAUCCGCGCCACGGCGAAAGGGUGUUUCCCGCAGUCGUGGCUCGAAGGCGCGGACGAGGCCGAGGUUCCGAGCGCAGCUACGCCGAGGUGUGAAGUGCCGAAGGGAGGGUACGGGAGGUUCGAGAGUAACUAUGCGCGGUUCGCGGCGCAGGAGAUCUGUGUUGGGCGCGGGAAGAACGGGGUUUUGCUGCAGGCUGUGGCGGCGGGGUUUCAUCGGAAGAGCCCGGAGCAGUUGCGGGAUCUGGCGGAUCGGGUUGGGAGAGGCAGGAUUAUGGUUAUGCAUGGGGUGGAGGAUGCGAUGAUUCCCGUGGAUCAUGGCAGGACGCUGGUGCAGUACUUGAUGCCGGGGAAGGCGCUGCUUGUGGAGGGCUUGGGACAUGCGCCGAUUUAUCAGCGGACGAGGUGGUUUAAUGAGGUUUUGGAGGAGAGGUGUGCUGUUGGUGAGAGGUUGAGUGGACGGUGAGGGUGUGGGGUUGGUGUGGAUGGAGCUGAAGACAUAGCGAUGAGUUGGUUGUAUUGAGAUUAUAGUAAAUAUCCCUCUGAUUCGGAUUAUAUUCAGUUGCUCUUGGUACCAUUCUGUGAUAAUUAACUACUAGGUACCUAGGUAGGUAGAUAGGGGUGAUAGGGGUUAAGUAGCGGUGCAAUCUCGUGAGUCCUUACAUCUACGACUAUCCCUCAUGCAAUAUUAACUCCUCGGUUCCUAGCACGAAUCAUCAACUUUGGAACCUUCCAUAAAGAGACCAUCCG